AUGCACACGCUAGAACAAUUAAAGACAGGUCAACUAGUCGGUGUUCAACGACUUCGACUAUCCUGUGAAUUAACAACAUUUCCCAUUGAAAUAUUUGAUCUAGCUGACACAUUAGAGAUUCUCGAUUUAUCAAACAAUCACCUCUCACAUUUACCAGAUGACUUCAAACGUUUACGAAAACUCAAAAUUGCUUUCUUCGCCAAUAAUCAGUUCACAGAACUUCCUGCCAUUUUAUCACAAUGUCCUCAUAUUGAAAUGGUUUCUUUCAAAUCCAAUUGCAUUUCUACUAUUCCUGAACACUUCUUCAGUCCUACUCUACGCUGGCUCAUACUAACUAACAAUCGAAUCACGACCAUUCCGUCUACCAUCGGUCAAUGUACCCGACUUCAAAAGCUCAUGCUAGCGGGCAAUUUACUCAGUCAACUACCGGCGUCUAUGGCUCGAUGCACGAAUUUAGAACUUCUCCGUCUAUCUGCCAACCAAUUUGUCAGCAUACCUUCAUGGUUAUAUCGAUUACCAAAACUGGCAUGGUUAGCGUUCAGCUCUAAUAGCUGUUGCAAAAAACUGGAACCAUCCAGUGACUUGGCAGAAAUUCCAUGUAAUCAGUUGACCGUCACAGAACAGCUAGGCGAAGGUGCAUCUGGCGUCAUUUCGAAAGCACUAUGGAAGCAUGACAGCAUACAGCAGGUAGUAGCUGUAAAGAUAUUCAGAGGGCAAAUGACAAGCGAUGGUUUGCCCGAGGACGAAAUGAAUUCUUGUAUGGCUGCAGGCACUCACGAAAAUCUCGUAAAGUUACUGGGUAGAACAACUGAUGACUCGAAACAAGAACGAUCAGGACUGGUGUUUGAGCUGGUUCCAGCUAGUUUCAAAGUGCUAGGAAAUCCACCGAGCUUUGAAACAUGUACGAGAGACACAUACCCACCAGAGACCACUUUUACUCUCAGUCAAGUCGUACAGAUUGUGUCUGGAAUAGCAUCGGCGAUGUCUCAUUUGCAUGGUCGUGGUAUCAUGCAUGGCGAUCUCUAUGCUCACAACAUACUGGUCGAUGCCACGAACGUGUUGUUAAGUGAUUACGGUGCAGCGACCGCUUACGAAAAAGAGGAUUCAAAUGAUGCAGCAGCUAUAGAACGUGUGGAGGUGAGAGCAUUCAGUUGCCUUAUGGAAGAUCUUUUGGAUCGGCUGAAUAGAAAUGAAACAAAUGAAGCGUUGAAGAGAACGCUGAAUGCACUGAAAGUGGACUGUAUGCGAUUGGAGGUGUUGGAACGACCGACCUUCAAAGAUAUUUGUGAACGAAUAUCUUACUUUCAAUCGUUAACAUAA
Molecule: messenger RNA, 1320 nt
Organism: Adineta ricciae
Lineage: Eukaryota; Metazoa; Rotifera; Eurotatoria; Adinetida; Adinetidae
Source: the annotation of a GenBank genome assembly